Fusarium sp. VM40 is the source of this 294-nucleotide messenger RNA. The record is from the annotation of a GenBank genome assembly. Lineage: Eukaryota; Fungi; Ascomycota; Sordariomycetes; Hypocreales; Nectriaceae.
AUGUCCGAAGCCUACGAACGAGAGCGCCAAAACAACGCUCGUCUUGACGAGCUCUCCGCCAAGGUCUCCGCCCUUCGCGGCGUGACGGUUGACAUCUACGAUAAUGCCCGAGCCCAGGAUGUUAUCGACAACACCUCCGAUACCUUCUCCUCCAUGACCACACAGAUGAAGGGCUCUGCCGGUCGCUUAACUCGAAUGGCUGCAUCCGGCAACCGUGUCGCAAUCCUCAAGUUGUCGGGAAUCGUGAUUGGCGUUUUCUUGGUGUUGUUCUAUGGCGCAAAAGUGUUCUUUUAA